Messenger RNA from Triticum dicoccoides, 782 nucleotides. RefSeq lists its product as uncharacterized. The transcript has a single exon. The record is from RefSeq and is a predicted model, not a curated record. NCBI's taxonomy places the organism in Eukaryota, Viridiplantae, Streptophyta, Magnoliopsida, Poales, Poaceae. Bases 72 to 470 code for a protein of 132 amino acids.
UCGAUCUCAAUGAAAGUAGCAAUAUCUUGCUGAAUCACCCCUCUCAAUCACUUGUUACGCCAACAAGAGCAAUGGCGCGAGUCAAGAACAUUGCGGCGACACUGAUCCUUGCCAUCAUCAUGGUGGCAAUUGCAUCAUUGCCUAUCACAAGCGCCGCCAUCGCCAUCGACAAUUCCAACGUUGCCGAUGAUGCCGCCUUGGCCGAGCUAACAACCAUCAUCAAAAAGGCCCUAGAUGGGGUCAUCGCCGCCGCCCCACCAUCCAAAAUGACGGAAGUAAAAUAUGAUGUGUUGGAGCAUGAAUUCACCGCUACGUCCGUGCUGCACAAGGCCAAGGGAGACAAGGAGAAAUUAGCUAAAUAUAUCAAGGCCUACAAGAUCGCCGCUAAGCUAGUCACUGCCGCGAAACCCGAGUCCAAGUUCAGAAUGAUGGAGGAUACCUUCACACUGGCUGCCCGGCCCAGUCCGUAAGUUGCAUCUCCUUCACAUAUAGAGAUGCAUGCACAACACCACCGUCUGCGCCGGACGACGUACCACACACACGCCCACCCUUAUAUUCGAUUGAUUUUUACAGUAUAAUUUAUUUAUAAAUUGUCAUGCAUGCACAUCGUACGUGCACUAGUUCUUGUUUCAAUUUUAUUCCUUUCCAUUGGAGACUUUGUAUCCCCAAAAUAAUAAUGCAGAUAUAGGGAACCCUCAUGUACGGGGCCAUCAAAAUAUGUACUCCGUUUGUUUCCCCAAAAUAAUACUAUAUGAAGAAAUAAAUUGUAGUAUUUGUCAUUC